Molecule: messenger RNA, 613 nt
Organism: Zootermopsis nevadensis
Lineage: Eukaryota; Metazoa; Arthropoda; Insecta; Blattodea; Termopsidae
Source: RefSeq, a predicted model, not a curated record
AUCAAUUUAUAUUGGUUCCAAUCUGCCUGUAUUAUUGUGCAGGUUGUGUCAGACAGACCUGAUUACCACAGUGAAGAUCUCAUUUUCCCAGUAGGAUUCUGCUCCACCCGGGUAUAUGGUAGCCUUAAAGACCCAGAAAAAAAAUGUGUAUACACUUGUAAAAUUCUGGAUGGAGGAACUGCACCUAGCUUCGAGAUUGCAGCAGACAGUGACUUGGAUACACCCAUUGUGGGUAAUUCAGCCAAUGAGUGUCACUCUAAGCUUCUACAGCGCAUCAAUCAUGCUUUCAGUGUAGAUGUUGUUAACACAAAAGGACGCGGACCAGAAUUCUUUGGAUUCUCUCAUCCCACCAUUCAGAAUCUGAUUCAGAGUUCACCUGGAACCAGGAAAUGUUCCUCCUAUAAAUGGAGUAAAUUUGAGGUCAACCGAUCAGGAGAAUCUCUAAUGGAAGAGAAUGAUGCUUCAUUAAGUUUUGAUGCUCUACAGCGUAGUAUUGCUGUCAGUAAAUCGCAUAUGGUGGCAGUGAUAAAAGAGGAACCUUCAGAUCAACUGCUGAGUAAUUCCAGUGCCACUCUUCGAGAUCUGCUUAUGUCUUAAUUGACGUAAAAGUUCA